Phymastichus coffea is the source of this 2166-nucleotide messenger RNA. Its product is annotated as zinc finger protein 510-like. Gene Ontology annotation, biological process: regulation of transcription by RNA polymerase II. Gene Ontology annotation, molecular function: chromatin insulator sequence binding. The record is from RefSeq and is a predicted model, not a curated record. The transcript is spliced from 8 exons. Gene Ontology annotation, cellular component: chromosome. The coding region runs from base 298 to 1473 and encodes 391 amino acids. Lineage: Eukaryota; Metazoa; Arthropoda; Insecta; Hymenoptera; Eulophidae.
CGAACGACUGCUUGCGAUCAGCUGUUCCGACUCCGACACCGGACGCGUCACACCUAGUUUGCUAUUUGCAACGUUUGCAUUCGUUAUUCCAUUGUAGAACCACCGACUAGACAUUAAUUUUCGUUUAGGUUCUGAAAACAGAGUGAAAUUGGGCAUUUAGAUACUGCAUGACCGGAAGUUUUUUCAAAUUUAAAAAUCAAUGAGACUAUAUAAACAACAAGUUAUUGAGUUAUUACUUUACCUGGAUUAAAGUUGUGUUCCACGCUGUGAUCUGAUUUAUCUAAACAAGAUACAGCAAUGGGUAUCUCUAAUCAAGACGGCGAAUUUGAACGUGCAAUCAUGAAAGUAAUGAUAAAAAUAUUCAGUGCAAAAGUUGUUUUAAAAAGACUUCCUGACACACUUGAACAUAAAAACGCAAUUGUUCAAAACGAGAACUUUGAGUUAAUUCCGGAACAAAAAGGCAAACGUAAGAUGUCAAAUAAACAUCUUGAUGGUCGUUCUUAUGAAGAAAAAUCGAAUAAAGAAAUUCUCCAACCUGCCGAACAAAAUUGCGAUCCUAAUCCAGAGCCAAAAGCGAGAAAUCCGAAAGGAGGUUCAUCACCAACGAAGAUUCCAGAUAAAUUACUUGUAAAUAAAAUGUAUGUGUAUUAUUGCUCGACCUGUAAUAAAGAAAAAGAUUCUAUAAAUACUACAAAGAAAUGUUCUAACUGUAAAGAACGUUUAUUAAUUAAAUGUUCGAAAUGUAAUCGUACUUACAAAAGAAUGACAAAUAUGGUUCGACAUUUAAUGACAAAAUGCACGACUCAGAAAAAUAACAAACAUUUUGAAUGUGAAUAUAAAAAUUCAAUUCAAAUAUCAGAGCUUGAUCAUUAUAUGAACGUUCAUGAACCAACUUCAGUAGAAUGCUCUGAAUGCGGUAUCACUUUGAAAAACGAAAGAACUUUAAGGGUACAUCAAACUUACUGCAACAAAAAUGCACCUUUAUUUUGGAACGAUGAAAAUGGUUCGUUGAAGACUGGUAUUCCAGUAUCUUCAAGGACAUACAGAAAUAGACAUCUCCAAAAAACUAAUAAUGAUUGUUCCAAAUGUGGAAAAGUCUUUCUUAAUCGAAUGAGAAUGAAACGUCAUUUAUUUAAUUGUAGACGACCAGAAAAUUUUAGUAGUAAAAAUGGUUUUUACGAUUUAAGGCGGAAAGGAAAAUUGGAAAAUCACAUGUUACGAAUACAUUUGAGAAACAGCAACAGUGACCGCGAUUUUUGUCCUAAGUGCGGAGUGGCGUUUAAAAGUAAGAAGUUUAGUAAGGGACAUUUACGUUUUUGUGGUACAUCCAAGCUUCAUUUAAAGUGCAAUUAUUGCUAUUACAUGACACAUAAUAAAUAUUCACUACGGAUUCAUCUCAGAAAUAUUCAUUCCCAAGAAAUUAACAAUAUUCAGACACAAGAAGAGACAAAAGAUAUCCAGAUAGAAGAUUAAUUGAAAAUUGAUCAUUGCUCAACAAAAUAAUUUUUCAUAUUCAAUUUCAAUAAGAAAAAAAUUGAAAGGAAUAUUUGCAAUUCUGUAAAUAGAAAUUAGAAAAUUUGCUUUUCUAGUAGUUUUAGAUAAAAUAUUUAUGAACUACUAUCAUGGUCUUUUUGAUUUAUUACCACACGUCUAUAAAAAUUGUUAUACAAAUUCUAAAUUAAUAUUGACUUCUUUGAUUAAAUAUUCUAUGUUAAUUUCAUCUUAGUUGGGUGUUAUUUUUCUUUAAAAGUACACUUUUCAUAAAUAUGUACAGAUUCGGAGUUUAUACGUUUUUCCCUUAUAAACUUUUCAAUAGACUAUCUGUACGGUCAAAGACGUACUCAAUUUCAAAUACUAUGAAGUCGAUAAUGAAUAAGUCUGCAACUCGAACUCAAAAAUACUUAAAUAUACCAACGAAUACAAACGAUAUAUUUGUUGCAUAUAUAACAUAUAUACAUGCUUAGGUGUAAGAUUCUUAAUCAACUAAUCAAGCAUCAAUAUCUCAUCCUAAAUCGCAUUUACUACAUUUAUGUUAGUUGAUUACCGUCGAAACUGUACUCUGUUCAAAUGCACUUUAUUAAAAUUAUGUAUACUACUUCAUAAUUUUAUAUGAAUUUUAAAUAUGUAUUGCGUUUUACAAGAUAAUUUGUCAAUAGAUAUGAUUGC